UAAAUAAAUAAAGAAAGAGAUUGUUACCGUUACAGUCUUCCACGCUCUCUCCGCUGUACUGCUACGCGACGACCGUCCUUAUCUUCUUCUUCUUCUUCUUCUUCUUUAAACGCACAGCCGUAGACGAGUGUGUGUGAGAGCGAGCUGUUCUGUUCGUCCAUGGCUGCUGCGAUCACUCUGCCUUCUUCAUUCUCCUUCUUCGUCUUCUUCUUCGCUCUCUCUCUUCUCCCACUCUUCUUCUACCAUGCAGACUCGCAAUCGUUCGUUGGGGUCAACUAUGGCCAGGUCGCCGACAACCUUCCGCCGCCGGACGCGACGGUGAAGCUUCUCCAAUCGACGUCGAUCGGCAAGGUCAGACUCUAUGGCGCCGAUCCGGCGAUCAUCAAGGCUCUCGCCAACACCGGCAUCGGAAUCGUGAUCGGUGCCUCCAACGGCGACAUUCCAGGAUUUGCCAACGAUCCGAACUUUGCGACUCAGUGGAUCAAGGCAAACGUGCUCCCCUACUACCCCACCAGCAAAAUAACACUCAUCACCGUCGGGAACGAGGUCCUGCUCUCCGGCGACCAAAACCUCAUCUCUCAGCUCCUUCCGGCCAUGCGAAAUCUUCAAAACGCUCUCAGUGCGGCUUCCCUGGGCGGCAAGGUCAAGAUCUCCACGGUUCAUUCCAUGGCCGUGUUGAGUCAAUCCGACCCGCCAUCUUCAGGUAUGUUCAAUCCUGCGUUAGGUGAUGUGAUGAGAGGAUUGUUGGAGUUUCAGAAGCAGAAUGGAUCUCCAUUGACGAUAAACCCGUACCCGUUCUUCGCAUACCAGAGCGACCCGACGCCCGAUACGCUGGCGUUUUGCCUGUUUCAACCCAACAAGGGACGAGUCGACUCGCGAACCAACAUAAAAUACACGAACAUGUUCGAUGCCCAGGUUGAUGCUGUGCAUUCUGCCCUGAGUGCAAUGGGGUAUAAGGAUGUUGAGAUUGUAGUGGCUGAAACAGGGUGGCCAUACCAUGGGGAUCCCAAUGAGGUGGGGCCUAGCGUCGAGAACGCUAAGGCCUACAAUGGCAAUUUGAUUACUCAUCUUAGAUCACUGGUUGGGACGCCGUUGAUGCCUGGAAAAUCUGUCGACACGUACAUAUUUGCACUCUAUGAUGAGAAUUUGAAGUCAGGGCCAGGGUCUGAGCGCGCAUUUGGGCUGUUCAAGCCUGAUCUCUCCAUGACAUAUGAUGCUGGACUUAUAAAGAGCAGCCAGACUCCCACUAAUCCAACUCCAGUGAAUCCAUCUCCUAAUCCAACUCCAGUGAAUCCCGCUCCAAAACCAGCUACGAUGGGUUGGUGUGUGCCCAAGGCUGGCACUUCUGAUGCCCAAUUACAGGCUAAUCUUGACUAUGCUUGCGGCCAAGGCAUCAAUUGCAGCCCAAUCCAACCAGGCGGCGCCUGUUUUGAACCAAACACUGUAGCAUCACACGCUGCCUAUGCCAUGAAUCUCUUCUAUCAAACUUCUGGCAAGAAUUCUUGGAAUUGUGAUUUCUCUCAAUCGGCUGCCCUCACAUCCACUAAUCCCAGUAAGUUCUUUUGUAUGCCACCAAUGUCUCUUCAGUUUUAUUUUUCUAAAAAGAUGAAUUAUCUAAUAAGAAGAAAAAGAAAACUAUAGAAAGGCUGCCCCAAAUUAUGUUUAAAUUUACCCACAUGGAUGCAUAUCUUCAAGCUAAAUACACUUCUGGUCACUGAAUAUUUUUUUUUUUAAAUUAUCUUGAUUUAUUAUUAUUCUUUUUUCUAAUAUGAACACCAUUUAUUGUAAAAAUCAUUGCUAAAUUCAUUGUAAUUUCAAAGCUGCACUAGCUUUCUAAUUCCAAAAAUUACAUUAUGUUUACACUGAAUUGCAGUAAUUAUACACAUUGGAAUAAAAAAUUUACAGUAAUCAGGAUAAACAAUUUAGAAAAGUUCACUGAUCAAACAAUGUAUUGAACUUUAAGUACUUUCAAUGAUAACAAUGAGAGAGAAAGAGAAAUGCUCUUUUAUGGCCUCUGGGGUCUUUAUAGCACAAUGAUUGUAAAAGCAGAAAAGCAUAGAAGCUUUUUGAAGUUGGUUCAUUAUUGCUUCCUUUUGGAUAAUUUCUAUAUUGUUUGGCAACUUGUUCUGCUUGUUUAUUGUCCUUUUUUUCUGUGACUUACAGGUUAUAAUGCUUGCAUUUACCCUGGCGGGAGCACCUAAAAAAGGAGAUGCACCUUGAUUUUGAUCAGUAUUUUGAACGAUUAAGAAGACAAAAUAAAGGAGGGUGUGGUGAUAUAUAGUGCACUACCCUCUCUCUCUCUCUCUCUCCCUCCCCCCUCUCUCUCUCUCUCUCAUCUCUUUUUUGGCUUUUCUUUUUUUUGGCUGAUGAUGGUUUUGAAUGGGAAGAAGAGAAGAUUGAAAAUGGUGGUGGCUGAAAUUAGGGUUUACUUAUGUGUCUUAUGUUCCAACUUCUCAAUUGUGUAAAUGUGAUGCUAGGACAGAUCUUUGCUUGUCAUAGUGUAAUGGGUCUAUUGCAAGUUGCAAUUGAUUCGACAUCAAUAAAAUAAGUAUAUAUUCUCUUUUUUUU
This is a messenger RNA of Malania oleifera, 2568 nucleotides long. Its product is annotated as glucan endo-1,3-beta-D-glucosidase. The transcript is spliced from 5 exons. NCBI's taxonomy places the organism in Eukaryota, Viridiplantae, Streptophyta, Magnoliopsida, Santalales, Ximeniaceae. Gene Ontology annotation, cellular component: plasma membrane. Gene Ontology annotation, molecular function: hydrolase activity, hydrolyzing O-glycosyl compounds. The record is from RefSeq and is a predicted model, not a curated record. Gene Ontology annotation, biological process: carbohydrate metabolic process. The coding region runs from base 160 to 1641 and encodes 493 amino acids.